AUGCUUCGGAAAGUAAAAUUUAAAUUUUCUAAUAGAUUAUGUUUUACAGAUUUAAAAUAUACGUUUAAUGGAAAUUGCAAAUAUCAUGUCAACAAUUACAUAAGGAAAACAUUUGGUGGAUCAAAUGCAACUUGCAAUAGCCUUGGAGGAGCAGUCGCAAUGAUGAAAACAGACGCAAUACAAGAUUUUGUUGAAAGUCAAAUAUUAGCACAGUAUGGCGAAGGAGGAACAAUUGCAUUUUGGAUUGGAGCUUAUAAACCUAAUACCGAUUGGUUAUGGCUUGACGGUACGCUUAUUACAAAUGGAAAGUGGUCGUGGUCUGGAAUAAGCCAAGGAAAUGGAUAUUUAUUUAUGAAUUCUUAUAUGACAACAAGGGACAAUAUGAAGUGGAUCAAUAAUGACGGGUCAAGAACUCAGGGAUAUGUUUGCGAGGUUUCAACCGUUGACUUGUGCUCUUCAUCCCCUUGUCUUCAUUGGGGAACCUGCUUAAGUAUUGGGUGUCAAAGAAGUUGUAAAUGUUUGAAUGGUUUUACAGGAAAUAAUUGUGAGACAACUCCAAUUUCAAUCUCCUCGACAAAACAAAACUACACUGCAAACAUCAGGGAAUCUAUCACAGUAACGAUAAAUAUCCAAAGCAAUCACGGCCCGGUGAGAAUACGAGCCUUCAGAAAUUCAAACUUCAACAAUGUGAUUUCUACCAAACGAAAUGUUGUUUCAAAUGUUACCGAAAUACAGCUUGGGCCUUUUAUGGAUCCCAGCACGAAAACCAUAUAUACUUUCCGCGCAGACCCCGAAUCCAACCUUGGUGCCUAUUUCAUAUCAACAUCGAUUACUGUCGUUAUUGAAGUUGAAGCUACAAUAAGUCAGCUACAACCGACAGGUAUCACCAUUGGAACAAGCCCAUAUUCUAUCAGAUGUUACGCAACCGGCGUGCCAUCACCAACUAUUCGUUGGUACAAAGAUUCAACACUUAUCACCACAAAUACUUCAUCCAAUGUAUAUCAGCGGAUAGAUAAAACUUAUGUUGAAUUCAAUGCCCAGAAAGCCAACAUUUCCAAUGCUGGAAUCUAUACCUGCGUUGCAACUAAUACGAUACAAGGAAUUAGAAAGUCGUCAAAUUCUACAGCAGUCGUAAGGGCAAAAGUUACCCUCGUCAACUCAUCAGCAACAAUGCCAAACACCACCUCCGAAUCUCUUCAACUAAUGUGUUUGUACGACGGAUUUCCGACUCCCAAAAUAGAAUGGAAAUUUAAAAGAGGCGGAAAUUAUCAGAAGAUUGUUUCAAAUCUUUCUGGAUCAGUGUUCAAAUAUCAGAAUUAUGCUGAACCCGCGUAUAGCCCGAUCAGAAACAUGGGUCAAUUAUAUAUUUCAUUACAUGAAUAUUUGGGGACAAUGGAAGUUGUCUGCUCUGCAUGGAAUGAAUUCGAAAACUCGUCCGAUGUAAAGGUUUUUCAAAUGAACCAGAAUGUCGCGAUAUCUUCUGGGAAGUUGUAUAAAUUAUUCGGAAAAAUUCAACACGAAAAAAGAAAUAUGACCGGUGCUCAACACUAUUGUUAUUCUACUGGAAGUCGUCUGGCUAAAAUAUCCAACAGCAAAACUCAAGCAUCUCUGAAAUCAAUGAUUGUCCAAACCGUGUUUGCAGCAAACAUAUAUAUAGGUGCAAAAAGGACAAUUGAAGAAAAUAGUGCAAUAUGGAGAUGGAAUGAUAACACAUUGUUUUACAACGAGACGAAGCAUGGAAGGUGGAUGCAGAAUGAAGGCUUUGUAGAUGGAAAUUAUGUUGCUUGGCAUCGAGGAAGGCCCUAUUAUGAUGUAUCUUGUCUAGUUUUGCGAACAAAUUAUCAGUGGGAAUGGGCUGAUUCAUAUUGUAUAUCAAUUAUUGGCUUCAUUUGUGAAAGAACAAUUCCGGAUAUCACAAAAAAUUUCAAUGCAACAGUAGACGAAUGCAGCACUAAUAUAACACUCAGGUGGUUUACUUCAGCAGAAGCAGUGGGAGUUUUACACAGAAUUGAUGUCAUACAUGAAGAAUCAAAUACGACUUUACAAAACUGGAGAACAGAUGUUGUUCCUUCCCAUCAAAAUUUGAUGUCAUUGAGACUAUUAAACUUAAAUUAUUCUACAGCGUAUCUUAUCCGGAUGACUGUUUGUCCAAUUGAGUGUGAGCAUCCAUUUGUAACAAGCAGAAAAAUAAGAAUAAAAGCUGCGAUUGCUUCUAACAUUUUGGCAAUUGAAGCUAAUGUAACGAAAACAACACAGAACAAAUCUUGUUUAAUAUCUUGGAAGAUUGAUGCAACAAAAUAUGAAAUACUUGGAUUCAAAAUACGCGCAAUGUCAGUUCUUGUCUACACAGCAAUUGAACCAAAUGGGCCACAUAUAGAAGAGCUCAAUGCAGCCACAGACCCGAACCACGUAAACUUUGCUUAUUCCUUCAACAGAAAGUAUUCAUUUAGCAUUCAGGCAGUGACAUGUACUGGUCACGGUCCAAUGUUCGAUGUGUUGGGAAGUUGUGUCGCAGAAAGAGGGGCACCCGAUGUAGUUCACGUACCUGCGAUAGUAAAAUCAACUAAAGACGGAGAUGUCGGUGUCACAAUACCAUUCCCAGAAGAAAGUAAUGGACCAAUAAGUUGCUUAUUUCUGAUUCUUGUCUACAAACCUGACAACACUUCAAAUCAAUGGAUAAAAACAUUUGAUGAUCUUGUCAAACUCGCCAAAACAAAAGUAAAUGAAAAUGAAGCUUAUAUAGCAUUUGCAAUGACAAGGUCAGAUAUUUCAGAUGCGCAAAGUCGUGCGAUUUCAAAAAAUCUAGGUGAUGAAACUGUGUCGUCAUGCAUUGUUAACGCUAAUAUAAAUGCAGUUCGCACAAAACGAGAAGCAGCCAAAAUUGAAAUAAAAGGAAAUAAUCUAAAACUUGAAGAUGGCGCAGAAUACAGUUACUUUACGAUAUCUGCAUCUCCGGGAGACGACAACGCAGUAAUGUUGAAAUUCAGCAAUGUAUCCCACUUCAUAAAAGAAACAGCAACGACAGAGGAAUCAACCAACACGACGAUUGCUAUUACUGUCACUUGCAUCGGAAUCAUAAUUGUUGCGGUGUUGUUAGUUUUUUGGAUAAUUAGACGAAAGAGGAACAGUAACAAAGAAAUAAAAUCAGCCACGCAACAACGAUCCGGAGAUGCUCCCGCUAUUAGUCCAUAUGAAACCACAUUCAUAUCAAGCGUCGCUUCAUCAAGUUCUAAACAAAUUCAACCAGAGUCCCCAUACACCUACGAAAACGAUGCCACGUGUUACGAAGAACCAAUGUCGACAAUCAAAAAAGACGAAAACAGCAGGAAAACAUAUGAAAAUUUGAAUCCCUACGAGACUUGUGAUAUCAAGUCAGAUUCGGAUGAAACUAAGUACGAGGAAGUAAAGCCGAAACGUUGAA
Molecule: messenger RNA, 3421 nt
Organism: Styela clava
Lineage: Eukaryota; Metazoa; Chordata; Ascidiacea; Stolidobranchia; Styelidae
Source: RefSeq, a predicted model, not a curated record